UUAUUCUGAUUGGGUUCUGUGAUUGACUCAUCGCGUCAUUGAUCUAUCGAUUCCAUUCAGCAAUUACUCACAAACAAUGCAUCCACUGCAACUUCCGGCGCCGGCGCCGCCGAAUUCCGACGGUGACGGUGCCGGAGACACUUCUGCUUCUGCAACUGCUCCUUCUUCUUCUCUCAUCAGAACUUAUCGAAUCUGGAAAGGCAGUAAUGAGUUUUUUUGCUGCGGGAGGUUUAUAUUUGGACCAGAUAUAAAGUCUAUAUUUCUGACAAUAUUUCUUAUUGUGGCCCCUGUUGCUGUAUUCUGUGCUUUUGUAGCUAGAAAAUUGUUGGACGAUUUUUCUCAUCACUCAGGAUAUUCAAUAAUGAUCAUAGUUAUUAUUCACACCAUUUUUGUUUUGACCGCCCUUCUACUGACCUCAGGAAGGGAUCCUGGCAUAGUGCCUCGAAAUACUCGUCCUCCAGAACCAGAUGUUCAUGAUUGGAGUGCCAAUGUCAACAAUGAACAGAAUCAAAGGCUAAGUUUGCCUCGAACAAAGGAUGUGAUCAUCAAUGGUAUAUCCGUGAAAGUAAAAUAUUGUGAUACCUGCAUGCUCUAUAGACCUCCCCGUUGUUCUCAUUGUUCAGUAUGCGAUAACUGUGUUGAGCGAUUUGAUCAUCACUGCCCAUGGGUGGGUCAGUGUAUUGGAUUGCGAAAUUAUAGGUUCUACUACAUGUUUGUCUUCUCUGCAACGCUUCUUUGCUUAUACAUACAUGCAUUUAGCUGGGUCUAUAUUAUAAGGAUCAAGGAUUCUGAGGAGAUAUCAAUCUGGAAAGCAAUGAUCAAAACUCCUGCUUCAAUUGCGCUAAUUGUCUACUCUUUCAUCUCUGUCUGGUUUGUUGGCGGGCUCACUGUUUUACAUACAUAUCUCAUCAGCACAAACCAGUCUACUUAUGAAAAUUUCAGAUACCGAUAUGACCGACAACUAGUCAAUCCGUACAAUAAAGGGAUAGCCAAGAACUUCAAAGAAGUGUUCUGCACUAUAAUUCCUCCGUCCAAGAACAAAUUCAGAGCUAAGGUUGCAAUUCCGAAUGAUCCAUCAGGUUCAUCUCAAAGAAGGGGUGUCGAUUACCAGGGUCCUCUUAUGAGAAAACCACCGGGCGACUUAGAAUUAGGAAGGUCAUGGCCGGUUUACAAUGACUCAGAAGAGGGUGGAAGUGAUUCUAAAGAUGAACUUACUAAUGACAAGGGUAGUGGAUUAACCGAUGUGUCUGUGGAUUUGAGCAAGAUAUUUCAAACAGAAAGCGGCGAGAGACAAGUUGCUUCGAUUCUAAGGCACUCUUUGUGGGACAGAAGCAGCAGAAAGUGGGACAUGAAUCCAGAAUUUCUCGACGAAAUCCAUGAAGUUGGCGAAUCAAAACGCAUCGCGAGUGAUUUUACUGAAGAGCCUAGUGGCAAUGGCAAAACAGAAUGUGGCUCCACAAUGUCAGAGAAUUACAAAGACAUAGAAUCAAAAGGAGAAAAGAGUUGAAGAGAAAGUGUGGAAAUUUCUUUGGUUAAUUUUAUAUGUUGCUUGUGUGUUCGGUUCUGUUCAUCUUAGUGUAGCAUUCGUGUUGCUGAUUGAAUUGUUUAUUGAAGAGCAACAUGAUGGCCAUCACUGUUUCAAUUUUUUACCCUUCUUUUUCUAAUUUACAAUGUAAUGGAAUCAUAUGUUAUAUGUAAAUUUUAUUAAAAGAUUACAUAAUACAACACAAACAGACAAAUUUUGCA
Messenger RNA from Arachis duranensis, 1746 nucleotides. Its product is annotated as probable protein S-acyltransferase 7. Gene Ontology annotation, cellular component: endoplasmic reticulum; Golgi apparatus. The record is from RefSeq and is a predicted model, not a curated record. Gene Ontology annotation, molecular function: protein-cysteine S-palmitoyltransferase activity. NCBI's taxonomy places the organism in Eukaryota, Viridiplantae, Streptophyta, Magnoliopsida, Fabales, Fabaceae. Gene Ontology annotation, biological process: protein targeting to membrane; peptidyl-L-cysteine S-palmitoylation. Bases 77 to 1507 code for a protein of 476 amino acids. The transcript is spliced from 5 exons.